UUUCGUUUUCGUAUUGUCAGUUCGAGCGCGGGUGGCGAGCAGUCGAGUGGAGUACCAAGGUCCGUUCUUGAGAGUUGGAUUUUCGUUCUCGCUUUCCUCCUCUGUCCCUCCUGCUCUUCCUUAACAACUAUAAGUUCGAAUCAGUCGGCUCAUACCACGAGUGUGUCGCACUUGGUUUGCAUGACGCGCGAUACCAUCUUCAUGCACGUGGUAGGAUUUCCAAUGAGGGGAUGGAGUCAUCCUCAGGAAUUUCCUGAUAAAAAGAUUAAGCGACAGCUUGAUUGAAUAGGAGUAAAAAUUGUGCGGUUUUUGCUUUAAAAAUUAGUGCGUUGUGGGGUGAAGCAAAGACGGUCCCAGUGUUAGUGAAAAAAGUUUAUUAAUUGUGGGCUUUAUGUCGUGUUUUUAAAUGAUGUUAACGAUAAGGAGGAUUAUAAAGUUAGAGGACAGAAGGAGAAGAAAUGAAUGAGCGAGACGAUGCAAUGAGAUUGUUAAAAGGUUCCGUAUCAACCGAUAGACCACGAACGCUGAGGCGAUUGCGGAACGUCUAUGCACCCACUGCAUGCGGAAUGGGAACCGGAUCCGACGGUGGCAGUGAGCGUCUCGACGACGGGGAGAUCUCGUUCCGAAUGACUGAUCGUGAUCGCGAGAGGGACGACAAGUCUCUCAGUAUUAUGAGCCCCUUUGACGAGCAAGAAGAGUGGGCAAAAAUUUCAGAAAUUAUGGCUUCCUUUGGCACUGGCCUCGUUCGGGAAUCUGUCUUCGUUAGCGAACUGGAAAAAGAGUUCCAAACAAGACUAGGUCUGAGUUCCGACACCAGCAGCAGUCCGAUCGUUUCGACAUCAGUUGGUCAAUGGUUGUCCAGUUUGGGCUUAGCUGAUUAUGAAUCUCUUUUCGUUAAUUAUGGAUUUGACGAUCUAGAAUUUAUAAAUGGAGUUUUGGAUGAAGCGGAUUUGAAGGACAUGGGCAUAUCGAGUGACCAGGAAAUGGCUGUGAUAAUGGAUGCUACAAGUCUACUGCACAAUCGCGUUGAGAAACGAGUGACCCUCCAUGGUCAAUCGGUAGAGGAUUGGUUGAAGGGUAUCCACCUGGAUAGUUACGCCGAUACUUUCAAAAAGCACCUAUACACAGACAUGGAUCGUGUCCGGCGGGUCUGGGAGGUUGAAUUGGCAGCUGUUUUAGAAAUUCAAAAACCCGCGCACCGGAAGAGGAUUCUCGCAUCGGUGAGCGGACAUAGUCUGAGGACCCAAGUGCGAAAUGGAAACGGAGCCAACUUAGAGGACCUCAACAAGGAUCUCAACACUCUGAAAACGAACAUCCAGCAGCUAAAGGAGGAAAUUCGAGAAAAAUUGCCAGAAGCUCCACAGGGGGAUGGAAACGUGAAGGUAACUGGUACGAAUUCAACGAACACUGGAACCUUGAGGCAUAGGAAGAACAGACCAGCUCCUCAGCCUCCUAAACGGCCAAGUUCCCAUAACGGAGCAAUUUCUGCUCCUGAACAACUCGAAAUCAGAGCACCCUCUGAACUUCUUUUUGGCGUCCCAUCCACUCUUAAAACACAAUGGAGACAUCACCCCAAGGAUCUAGUCACCGGCUGCGUCACGUAUGUCGCCAAUUACUUGGGAUCCACCGUAGUUAAGGAGCUGAGAGGGACAGAAUCGACGAAAAAGUCGAUACAAAAAUUGAAGAAGACGUGCCGAGAUCCGAGGGUCAUUCCCGAUAUUAGCUUGGCUAUUUCCUACCGCGGCGUUCGCUUCCUGAACGCACAGAACAAUGAACCAAUUUGCGAGCACGAGAUUCGCAAUAUCCAUUGCGCUUGUCAGGACGCUGAUGACCUCACACACUUUGCCUACAUCACCAAAGAUCACGCAAGCCGUACCCACUUUUGUCACGUCUUUUGCGUGCCGACUAUGGAUCAAGCAACAGAAGUGAUUCUUACCCUCGGCCAGGCUUUCGAGGUGGCGUACCAAAUGGCGCUGCGCGACAAAUUGGGUAGCCACGCAAUCCGAUCGCACUCCGCCAAUCAGCUGACGAGUCUUGUAUCUAGCAAUGUGAUGAACGUAAACUCGUCGAAUUCUAGCGAGAGAAAUCAAUUUUUAGAAAACAAUUCCAGUCAUAAUGGAAACCAAAAUUCCGUUAACGCUAACAAUUCUAAACCAAAGCCUAGGUCCAAGUCCAUUCCUAACCCAACUUUGACCUCAACCCUGGUUCCAGUCUCCACUGCCAAUUCGAAUUCCAACUUCAAGUCGCACACCAAUCACCGUGAAGUGAGUCCGAAUUCAAAUUUCACUUCCAGUUCAACAUCAAAGACAAAUUCUAGCGCAACGAAACUCCUCGCGUCGCAUGGUCGCUCGCAUUCUGUGAACGAUAUAAAAAUUAACGGCAAUCAGCUCAAACUCGCACCUAUGCCGGUUGACGACAUUGUAAUCGGCGUUAAGGAUAUGAAAGCUGGAUCUAGGGCACCAAUUGCUCUCUCAGAAGAAUUAUAAUCUUUUGAAAAUUUGUGAAAAAUCGGUCAGAAACUCGAUUAGCGAUCGGUUACAAGUAGGUUUCGAUUCGCGUCGCUUGGGCAUUCGGUUAAGAAUGAUCAAAUAUAUUAAAAAUCUAAUAGAAUAUGCUGAGAAAAAAAUCUACUUUGUCUGUGAGAAGCUUUAGCGACUUUUAAUUUUUAGAAAGCGAUUUUUUUCUCAGCGUAUGAAAACUGUAACUCAGAUUCAAAAAUGCAACUUAUACAGUAAUUAGAUAUUCUUUCCAGAAAGACUGGAAGUUUGAAUCGCAGCAUGUCUGUGGUUAAUCCGAUCUUAUCGGUGUGAUAAUUUAGAAUAUUUACCGAUUCUUUCUUUGAUAUACUCGAGCCCCAAAAUAUUUUCUGACAAGGGAGAUGUUCGACCUGGAGUUAAUUUAAUUAAUUUAAAGAUACUGAGUUAGUUAGUUAAAAGUAUUACAUUUAGAUUUGUCUGUUUGCGAAGUUCGAUGGUACCAAGGUAAGUACGUAAUUUUUUCACUAAUCAACGACCAUUCACCGUAUCUACUAAAUAUAUACCCUAUUCAUGAAAUUGCUCGAAAAAUGUGAUUUGGAACGAACUUUUGAGAACAAGUAUUAUUAAUGACAUUUUUUAAACAUAUAAAUAAAACAUUUCUCGGACUGACGGACUUGAGUAAACUUUGAGAAUUGUGAAUUUGGUCUUAUAUUAGACUCAUAAAUAAUGCUAAGCUGUUAAUUUAGAGUUCAAAAAGAGUUUCGAGAUUGAUUAAGGACUUUUUGAAUGAAGCAAACAAUAAGGACGAUAUUUUAAUCGUGUGCAAUUGUUCAAAUUUCCAUAGGCUCAAUAACAUUCUGUACCAAAACUGUUAUUAUUCAGGAUCUAAUUACCACUUGAGCUUCCACGAUCGAUUCUUUAUUCGAUCUUUUGGAUGUUUUUUUAUUAUCAAGACUGAAGAAUUGUCGACCACGUUUUCGCUUCGUAUUCAUAAUAAUUAUGAAGUUGCUAUUUGCUGUUUUCUAUUUCAAGUCCUUUGUUAAGAAAUAUUACAAUUAUAUUUUAAAAAUGUACUUGCUGGGCUUUGAAAUCAAAUUCAAUUAAGCAUUCCUUUUGUAUACAAUUCAAGCUUCGUAUUGAAUUUGUCCUGCAGUAAAAGUAAACAAAAAAGGCUUAAAUUGAAACAUAAUUAUUUGUAUAAAUAAGCGCUUAAAUAUAUACUGAUGAGACUUUUGAUUACAUGUAAGCCAAUAAAGAAAGUACAAAAAUAUUUUUUCUGACAUUAAGUUUUUCUGGAGGCGGAAACGUGGAUUUUACCAAAAGUUUUACUAUUGUUAAAAAACAAGGAUGGGCGCUUUUGUCCUUUCACGAAGAAAGAAUUACAUUUGUAGUUAAUAUUACAUAUACUCAAGUAAAAAACAACUAACAAUAACAAAACGUCGCAUUUAGUAUUGGCGUCCAAAUUUUCUGAUAAAAAAAAUAAAUCAAUCUAAAAAUAAGGUGUUGUCUCCUUAAGCUUAAUUACUGAAAAAGUGGGUAGCAUGUUAUUGUUGAUUAUUAUUUUAAUAAAAACU
Molecule: messenger RNA, 4051 nt
Organism: Belonocnema kinseyi
Lineage: Eukaryota; Metazoa; Arthropoda; Insecta; Hymenoptera; Cynipidae
Product: ankyrin repeat and SAM domain-containing protein 1A-like
Exons: 8
Coding region: 459-2486 (675 amino acids)
Cellular component (GO): cytosol
Molecular function (GO): protein binding
Source: RefSeq, a predicted model, not a curated record